Molecule: messenger RNA, 2128 nt
Organism: Petromyzon marinus (sea lamprey)
Lineage: Eukaryota; Metazoa; Chordata; Hyperoartia; Petromyzontiformes; Petromyzontidae
Source: RefSeq, a predicted model, not a curated record
UGAGGCGGAGAACGGCCGAUCGGAUGGAGCGGGGGAGGACGGCGGCCGCUGGGAGGCCAUGGCGGCGUUGUGGCCGGACGUGCGGGCCUGCUGGGAGGGCGGACGCGUGGGCGAGCGGGAGACGCGCACGGUGCAGGCGCUGCUGGACCUUCACUUGGCGCUGCUGCUGCGGAGCCGCGAGUCUCCCCCAGGCUUCCUUCACCUACCGGCGCUGCUGCAGGCGCUGCUGGAAUCGCGGCACGCGGGGCACGGGUUGUCGCUCGCCGCCGCUCUGUCGCAGCUGCCUGGCUCGGAGCGGGACACAGCCGCGGCGCACGUUCACACGGUGCUGCUGCCUCUGCUCGCCGCCGCUGCGGAGGCCGGCUCGACGGCGACCGAGGGGGCCACCGCUCCCACCUCUGCCCCCCCCCUCCGCCGGCGCCGUCGGCGUGGCCACCUGGGCGCUGCGGCACAUGGGCACGCGGGCCGGCGCCGUGGGGCUGCUGUGCCACGCGACGCACCUCCUCAGUCAGCUGGCCGGAGAGGAGCGGCCACUCGGACGUGCGGAGGCCACGGCGGCCACCGAGGGGGUGUGCCGCGUGGUCGCCCUCAGCCUCGGCCUAGAUGUCCCACAAUCCCCCACAGGAGGGCGGCUGGCGCUGUUUCUGAUUGGCUGCUCGCGAGUGCAGAGGGUGGGGCUUGACUGCUUGGCUGCCCUGGCCGCACCAACGGAAGGCGAAGAUGCCCUCGGACGUGCGGUGGUGAAGGUUCUGCUCGGGUGCCUGGGCAGCCCGGAUGCCGACCCCAGCGUCAUCGCCAAGGCCUUCCGGGCCCUGCAGCGCUGGCUGGAGCCUGAGCGGGACCCAGUCUGGCUGACGAGUGACACGGAGGACGCUCUGGUCCGCGUGCUGGCGCUGCGCCUGGAGGACAGCCGCUGGGAGGUACGCGACUCGUCGCUCGAGUUCCUGGCGGCCGGGGUCUCGGCGAGUCCCCGCGCAGCCCCGGGGUCGGCGUUGGCGCCGUGGCUGGCGCGGCACGGGCUGCACGCCGGCGCCGCGUGGGACCGGCUGUCGGACGCGCAGGCCUACGUGCGCGCGAGCGCCGUCGCGGCGUUGGGGGCGAUGGCGCUGGGCGGCGAUGGCGCCGCCUGGGCCCGCGCUCUGGCCACCCUUCACCUGACGGAGGACGACGUCCUCGGCCGCUUGUGCGACGUCCUUUCCGGCGACGUCGAGUGCUUCCCGCGCCGCGCCGCCUGCCGGGUCCUCACCGCGUGCCUGCGCGCCGGCGGCUCGCUGCGGGCGCCGCUGCUGGCGCUGGCCUCCGCCCCGCCGGCGCGGACGGGCCCCGCCGGCGCCGCCCUGCGCGCCGCCGCCCGCGACCCCGACUGGGAGGUCAAGGUGAACGCGCUGGAGUUCUGGGAGGCGGCGGCCACGCUGCUGGCGCGUGAGCCGGUCGGUCCGGCGGCGGGCGGACCGGCGCCGGCGCUGGCGGUGCUGGUGGCGGCCUUGCGCGAUUGCGACCGGCCGGCCGCCAGCAAGGCCUGCGCGGCGCUCAUGGCGCUGGCCGACGCCGGCGUCUUGCCGCGUCGGGGGGGAGCCGGCGGCGCCGGCGGGGACGCGGAAGACGGAGGGGACGCGUCGGCCGAUGCGACGGACGACCUGCGCCGGCUGGACCUGCCGGCGCUGCGCGACGAGCUGGAGAGGCGCAGCGACUACGUGCAGAGCGGCCCGGCCUCGCUGCUGCGAGACAUCCUCGCCUCGAGCGACGGCGCCCUGCUCGACGGCGCCGACUGCUACUGAGCGAGGCGGCGACGACGUCGUCGGUUCGUCGCUUCUCAAAUCGACGCCCGCGCUUGUGUCCUGCGCGCAUCGGAAGGGAUCUUGCGACGUGUUGAGAAUCGUUUUUUAGCGAUUUGCGUGUCGGUUUGCGUGUUUGCGUCUGUUAUUCGGUGGUUCUGGUUUAGCGGCGGUGGCGCCGGGGAAAAGCGUGUGCACUUGCGUAUGGCACAGCGGUUCGUGGGUUGGACUACAAACCCGGCGACUCGGGUUCGAUUCCCGCUCACGGCCAACACCGGUGAUGAUUAUCUGAAUCGGUUCCGGUGCCGUGUGUAAACAUCGCCACUGGUGAGACAAAGGCGGAGGGGCUUGGU